AUGGCUUUGUCCAAUGCGAACCCGCAAAGGCUGUCAGGGCCCAACACUUCGUCUAAUUUUGUUAGGGCCGAUGAUCUGGAGCAGAAGGUGGUCUCGAAGCUGGAGGUGGACACCUUACAAUCGGAAAAGCAGUCUGUGAACAGAUGGCCAACGCUCUUUGAAAUUCUCAACCGCAGAACUCAGUCUCCCGUUGAUCUGUGGUCGUUCUAUGUCUACAUGAGAGAUGAGCAGAGAAAUAUAGACUAUUUGGACUUUUGGAUCGACACAGUGCAGCAUAUGGGUCUUUGUAAGGCCUAUGUCAAGGGGCUCAAACAGUCACUGGCUGUUAACGAGAGAAUACGAAAUGCCGACCAGACUUUUAACUCUGCCCCCGGACAGAGCACUCCUUUAAGGCAGCAGACUCCUCAGUCUAAUAGACAGUCUAAUACCAGCAGCAGAGACUCAAAGUCCUCAUCGCUACUGUUGGACCUGCUCAUGCGCAACAAUCUCCUUGAGGAGUCCGAUUCCCGCAGAAUGUCCGCUUUCCUGCGGGGAGAAAGUAGUGUGCGAUCGAGCGAUCCGUUGGUGAACGCGAAAAUCGAUGAGCUGAAACGAAAAUCACAGACUCCGAGCGAUGACAACUCAAAGGAUACCUCAAGAGAAUCAAAUUCUGCCAAGAGAGUGUCUACAAUCAAUCCUCAAAUGAUUGAGACCAUGAUACAGCAGGAUCUGCUUCCUCGUGAGAAGCCAUUCAAGGACAGUCAUUUUGCCACACGCGAGAAACUUAAUCAAUCUGCACAGAAUAUAGUGCGUACCUACUUCCUUGAUAGCUCGCCCAAGAAAAUAGUGAUACCUCCAGAAAUGGUGGAAAGAGUGAUCCAGGCCGUUCAAAGAGACGGACGCGAUGAUCCAGAGGUCUUUGACGAGUCGCGAGAGUUUGUUUUCAAAGCUAUGGAACACGAGGCAUACCCUAAUUUCCUCCGAUAUCAUGCAUUGUCAAACGUUACGUCAAAAUCAGCAGCCUAUAGAAUGCUGGGCUCGUUUUUUUCUGGAUUGGGGGCUUUCUGGACCGGAUAUACUCUUAUUUUCCUUGACUACCAACCAAAGCAAGUGCGCUGGGUCGUCGUCGUGCCGUUUUUUUUUGCAUUCUACUUGUUGCUAAGCAGCUACUACCGGGUAGACCCCUUGCUAUAUUUUGCGGGCUACAGCGAGAGCCACGCAUCGAAAAAUGGACUUGUGCGCAUCAAGGAGCCGUUCGUGAAGAAUUUGCUGAAGCGACGCUCCAUUUUUGUGCUGUUGCUCAUAUUGCUGAUGACAGCUGUUCUGAGCAUCAUAUUCGCCCUGGUGCCAGGCAGAAGGCUUUGA
This is a messenger RNA of Ogataea parapolymorpha DL-1, 1344 nucleotides long. RefSeq names its product Protein involved in bud site selection during bipolar budding. The record is from RefSeq and is a predicted model, not a curated record. The transcript has a single exon. Gene Ontology annotation, biological process: intracellular protein localization. Bases 1 to 1344 code for a protein of 447 amino acids. Gene Ontology annotation, cellular component: plasma membrane. NCBI's taxonomy places the organism in Eukaryota, Fungi, Ascomycota, Pichiomycetes, Pichiales, Pichiaceae.